Messenger RNA from Komagataella phaffii GS115, 2904 nucleotides. Its product is annotated as Putative sensor/transporter protein involved in cell wall biogenesis. Gene Ontology annotation, biological process: fungal-type cell wall organization; GPI anchor biosynthetic process. The transcript has a single exon. NCBI's taxonomy places the organism in Eukaryota, Fungi, Ascomycota, Pichiomycetes, Pichiales, Pichiaceae. Gene Ontology annotation, cellular component: endoplasmic reticulum. The record is from RefSeq and is a predicted model, not a curated record. The coding region runs from base 1 to 2904 and encodes 967 amino acids.
AUGAAUCUGGACUCCAAGCACCAAAAUCAGCAGCAACAUGUUUUGAAAUUGAAUGGAGUUUGGGUCGCCUAUGCCCACACUUUCUGUGCCUUAGCUGCAUUCUUAUCAGCUUUGAUUGUUGGUGUGACGCUUCAUUACCACAAGAUCGUCCAGAAUGGAUACUAUGGAUAUCCUGAUGAGUGGUUUCCCAGUGUAUCUGCUACAAUUGGUGACAGAUAUCCCGAACGAUCCAUUUUUCAAAUCAUGAUAGCCUUAACAGCAGGCCCCAGAUUUUUACUUUUGUUCCUUUCGUAUCUGAGGCUGAACAAGACUGGCUCUUAUUUGCCACUAAUAGGUCUUGUUUCAGGAAUCUUGAGAACUUUUACUUGCGGCGGAUGGGUUUACAUUACUUCUACCGAUGACCAUGAUGCACAUGACAUUUUUAUGAUCAGUUAUAUCGUGCUGACCAUUCCAUGGACUGUUUGUGUUACCAAAUUGACCGAUAAAUCAAACAAGUUUUUGAAGAACGGGAGGAGGUUCACAGCUGUGGCUUUUUUCGGCCUGUUGGUUCCUCUGGUCUAUCUCUUUAUCCAGCAUAAGGUUCACAGAGUUGCUGGAGCAUACUCCUACUAUGCUUACGUGGAAUGGUCCUUGAUCUUCCUGGACGUUGGAUUUGAUACUUGGUCAGUCGUUGACUUUGAAGAUUUGGAAUUCGAACUUUCAGCAGCUGAGAAUGCCCCACCAACUGUGCUUAAUCUGAGUUAUUUUUCCCAAGAUGAGACAAGUUCCACAGAUGAGAAGGAAGCGGUCAAAGAAAAAUUAGUCCCGGGACAGUAUCCCGUCGAUUCUCUGGUAGGGCUCACAUUUAUUCAUUCAAUUGUCCAGAUUAUAAAUUCCUUUAUUUUUUGGUCAGUUUUCACCGCUUUAUUCUUAUGCAUUUGGCACUUUCCUUUGUGGAAUAUGGGAAUAUCAGGCUACGAGGCUGCUGCUUUAUCCUUGAUGGCUCCCAUCCUACUUGUGGUGCCACCUUUACGGAAUCUUUUUGCAAGAUUCCCACAAAUACCCAGACUAUUAACCGCUUUAUUCGGGGUUGGCUCUUAUAAGUUUGAAGCUCCUGCGGACAGAUUACUAAUUCUUUCGGUCGGAACAUGCUUCGGAUUUAUUUCUCUCUCCAAUGAGAUAUGGACCUUGGGCCAAAUUAGAGAUUCUUUGGCGUUAAGUUGGUACUCGACGACGUUCACGCUUGGUUUGAUUACUUCCUCCAUUGCCAAGUUCGCCUUUUACACGAAUAAUCCUAUAUGGCCUAUCAUGCAUACUGAUAACGGUGGAUUGAACAUUUAUGGAGUGAUUAUAGGUGUUGUAUCUGCCUUGUUGACUCCUUCAUAUCUGACUCAAUUGAACCCCACUGAAAUCUCUUCUGGAGUCUCUAAAGGUUAUCUGUUUCCUGCAGCGGUCGGAGUUGGAGGUCUAAUUUUUUCUCUAGACGCCAUGCUAACUGAUACAUCUACUCUCAUCUUAUGGUGCUGGGAGGGCUAUCCGGUCAGGGGUCCUUUGCCAGUUCCUCAUGGUGUCUUCACCUUUGUCGCAAUGGCAAUUGGUACUUACCUUGGUUUUACCAAACCCUCGCUGGUAAGUUCAUCUUCCUUUUUCAUCGCAGGAUCUGCUGGGGCUGCAGUGCUCUAUGCUUCCAGCGGAUGGAUAGGAUAUAUCGGAGGAUUGGUCUAUUCAAUUUUCCUAACUGGAAUUGUCCCUGUUAUAUUUGCGUCAGCCAGUCAGUUCAACGUGGGACUUGUAUUUGGACUAGGUUUUUUCCUUGCCAUUUUGAUCAGUUUGGCACAUGUAUGGGUAGUUGCCUAUGCUUUUGUUCCAGCUGGAUGGAUAUUGCGUGAACGUACAGACAUUGUGUUAGGAAUAUCUGUUGCUAUGGUAGGAUUGGGUAUUGUUGCUGGAAAAAAAGCCAAUCUUAUCGUAAGGGCAAAGAAUCACGGUGUGGGUACAAGUCUUCGUAAGAGAUUGACUAAGAUUGCAGGUGUAUUGUUGGUUUUAUCGGCUGUUAUUUCAUUUAGAAGGUUGAAUUUCGAAAAGCCACAACCUUACCACCCUGAGGACAAACUGCUUACUGCGGGUAUAUGGACUAUCCAUUUUGGACUAGACAAUGACAUGUGGGCUAGCGAAGGUCGCAUGAGAGACUUGAUUGGAGAAUUGGAGCUAGACGUGGUUGGAUUGUUGGAAAGCGAUACCCAGAGAAUAAUCAUGGGAAACAGAGAUUUGACCCAGAAGUUAGCUGAAGAGCUUGGAAUGUAUGCCGAUUUUGGUCCCGGUCCUAAUAAACAUACAUGGGGUUGUGCUCUUCUUUCAAAGUUCCCUAUCCUGAAUUCUACACAUCAUCUCCUCCCAUCACCCGUGGGAGAACUUGCACCAGCAAUCCAUGCAACGUUGAAUGUUUAUGGAGAACUGGUAGAUGUGGUGGUAUUUCAUAGUGGACAAGAAGAAGACGUGGAGGAUCGAAGAUUGCAGAGUCUGGGAGUUGCAGAUAUAAUGGGCUCGACAGAUAGACCCAUGGUGUUACUGAGUUACUUGGUGACCAAGCCGCUGAAAGGUAAUUACCACACGUAUGUGAGCGAAACUAAUGGAAUGCACGAUAUCGAUUCUUCUGAUUCGGAUAGAUGGUGCGAGUACAUCUUGUACAAAAACUUGAGACGGACAGGGUACGCCAGGGUGAGUCGAUCGACGAUAACGGACACAGAGUUGCAAGUUGGAAAAUUCCAACUCCUAGAUGAAGGAGAGAAGGUAAACUACUCGGAAAAACGAAUCAGGGAAAGCAAGGUCCCCAAAGGGCUGCAAUUCCCUCGUCAGUUUAGAAAAAAUGGUGUACGAGGCCACCGAUACCAUGUAUUUGACGAACCUCGGUACUAUGAUAGUUAG